CAGUCCAAUAAAGCAGAUGCCUUUUGAUGUAGUAGAUGACUCCAAUGGCUUUCCCCGUGUGUUGUUGUCUGAGCCUGGUGGUUCCUCAGCGGAGGUCUUUCUCUUACUGCAACAAGUUUACACUUUAAUAUUUCUGAAAUUCAUGAUAUAUUGUUGUGGAUUAAGAAUUUAAUCCAAUUCUGCCUUUCCCAAAUUAUUAUGCCAGAUGGGUACAUCUCCGGCCAUCGGAUAAGUUUUCGUUAUAAAUGGAUAUAGGGAGUUCAGAUCGCAAUAAUCUAAAAAUUUCACGCUACGGCUUAUAGACAUCAGCUUGUCCUCCAUAAUAACCACGCCGAAUGAAGCGUUCUUAGUUUUCUAUAAAAAAAAGUUCCAUUUUUAUUCAGAGAAAUUAAUCUCAAGGGACCAGUAAUUGGUUAAGGUUUAUAUAAAUUUUCUUGUAUUAUGUCUCUGACUAUGAAGUGCAUACUAAAGGAGACUUUGAUAUCUGUGUAAAAUAUAGGACCAUCUAUUCCAUGAACUCCGGCUAGUCUAGCUACUAUGCUGUAUUCCUCUUUAGUUCCUAUUAGCUUCUUCAUUAGCUCCUGUUUCUUCCCACUAGAUUUGGAUGCAAAAGGUAACAUAUAGAAGCAACUGCAUAUGAACCGCUUCUGAAACUUUAAUCUCAGCUUCUUUGGUAUUUUCCUGAACAACUUUCCUGUUUGAGGUAGGCUUGAAAUGUUUAGUUUGGUUUAAGAACACAUUUCCUCAGACUUUUCAUAUUCUUUUUUCCCUUGAAUAUCUUGGUUUUGGAACAUUUGAACUAGAGGCGACACUCAGGCUUAUGGCUAGUGCGUGCUGUAGAUGGUACUGGCUGAAGUAUAACAUCAAGUCACAUUUGCUGACUGGUUGAAUCAUGAACCAGAAGGAUUCUCUAUAUGGUUUGGUAUAUGUAACUCCAUUUUAAUAAGUUAAAAAUAGGUACUCUUGUAUGGUGGUCAAGUUGUCUCAUGGAAGAAUGAACGAGGAGAGGAACAACUGUUCAGAAGUACCAAGGCUCUUGCAAAAUCUCCAAAUGCAAAUAGGGGCGGGAUAUCUGUUUCAAUUUCACAGUUUGUCUAUGCAGCUUGGUGCUACAGGGCAAGUUCUGCAGCAUGGAUUGGUGAGACAGAAUCUGUGGUCAUUAGUUAGUAGCCCUUUGCAUCUACCUUCCUCUGGAAGCCAAUCAUCUAUUGACCUCAUCUGUCAGCCCGUUGGGAAAGAUUUGAAAACUUGGCCUUGUAGUUUUGAACUCCGGCUUCAUGUAUCAUUGGGUCCUGGAAGGCUGAAGCUGAUACCCUCUGUGAGGAAUACUGAUAACAAAUCCCUUUCCUUUAAGUUUGGCCUAAGAAAUUACUUGUCAGUAUCUGAUAUCAGUGAGGUGCGCAUUGAAGGUCUAGAGACACUUGACUACUUGGAUCUUUUGUUGCAAAGGCAGAGAUUUACUGAACAAACUGAUGCUAUUACAUUUGACGGGGAGGUCCAUCGUGUUUACUUGAGUUCACCACCAAAAAUUGCCAUUAUAGACCAUGAGAAAAAGAGAACUUUCGUUCUGCGAAAGGAAGGCCUACUAGAUACAGUUGUUUGGAAUCCAUGGGACAAAAUACCUAAGGCUAUUUCUGACUACAAGAUUAUGAUGUUAGUAGAUUCCGCAGCCUUUGAAAAGCCAAUUGAGCUGAAACCUCAUCAAGAAUGGAAAUGCUGUCAAGAGAUUGUUGCUGUCUCUUCAAGCUAUUGUAGUGGGCAAUUGGAUCCUCAAAUGGUUUGAGCUGAACUUAAAUAUAAGCUACAUAUUGGGCUUCUCUUAUGUGUUAUGUUGCUGUCAUAUGUUUAUAUGUAAAGAUAAACUUGAUAAGAUGAUUCUGCAGUUCUUUGGUUUAACGUUCUAUGUAUUGACCUGCCCCGUUUAUUGGUGAGGAGGUGACGUCAAUUAAACA
Messenger RNA from Nicotiana tabacum (common tobacco), 1952 nucleotides. Its product is annotated as putative glucose-6-phosphate 1-epimerase. Gene Ontology annotation, cellular component: cytoplasm. The record is from RefSeq and is a predicted model, not a curated record. Gene Ontology annotation, biological process: carbohydrate metabolic process. Lineage: Eukaryota; Viridiplantae; Streptophyta; Magnoliopsida; Solanales; Solanaceae. Gene Ontology annotation, molecular function: carbohydrate binding; glucose-6-phosphate 1-epimerase activity.